AGAACAUUAUCUCUUUUCUUUGCGUUCCUCUUCUUUUAGUCUGACCAUCGGUCUGGUGGUAGCCAUGGUGAUCCUCCAGAUAGCUUUGGUACAGAUUUUUUUUCUCCAGGACAAAAUUUCUCCUGAUGAUAAACAAAAACCUCUGGCUCUCAAUAAUAGAAAAGCAUUCCACUGCUUCAACUACUUUUUCUUUUUCUAUAACGUGAUCAUGGGCAUAAGCAACUGCAUCAUGAGACUGCUGAUCAGCAUUGUGCUGGGAACAUGGCUGGUGUCCCGCAUCGACCGCACAAUAAUGCAGCGAGGCUAUGAAACCAUGGAUGCGGGUUAUAGUACGUGGAUUGGGAUGAUCUUUGCUGACCACUAUCAUAACAGUCCAGUUAUGGUGUGCUUCUGCCAGCUGCUUGUCUCCACCACCCUGGACAAACAUAGACUGGCGACAUACUCCACAUUAAACAACACACCAUCUGAGUAUUCUGUAAACAGUCGAGCCAGGAGACGUUGGACAUUGUCAUACACCCUCUUGAGGAACCCCCAUCUUAUUCUGCACAGGAAGCAGCAUCUCUCCUCUUUGGGGGUUUUGGAUGUGUCUUCUUCGCUUCAAUCGGACACAAUAUUGCAAGCUUGGGUCAUGGCUUCACAAACACAAAGGACCAAGGCAGCGUCGGUGCACUUAGCAGUGAGCACUGAGACACAAACGCCGGACUACGAGCAUGCAUAACUUACAUACACACUGAUACAUAUUUUGUGACAGAUUGGAGGUCUUAUCAAAAUGCACUUGUGAUUUGAUAAGUUGAUAAAAAUUGAAUUGCACUUUGUUUACACUUUAGUUUGUAAUUAUGGUAGAGUUUCAUCUUCUUAAAAUUAUUUCUAAAUAAAUCCAUGCACAUUUAUUUGUACAGGUUUGCUGAACUCCUGUGAUAUUUUUUAACAGAAGAGUUAAGUAUCUGUUCUAUCAUCAAGAUUGAGUAAUGCCCAAAAUUUUAAAAUGUGGCAGAAGGGAGGAACACAUCUUUAUUCCAUGACUUUCUGCCAGUAACUGUGGCUAUAUAGAACUCUUCACAGCAGCAAAGACAUCACAAAAGACAAAUGUUUGACCCCUAACUGUUGCUUGCUGGGUGAGAGGCCUGAAAGAAAGUCAUAAAGAAAAAGUGUGAAGUUAAAGAUAUAACUUAAUUCAUUGCUGAACUGGUCAUUAUGGGACUGUUGCAUUUUAGUACAUAAAUCUGUCCAUAUUUUCCCUUGUUUUAUCAAUAUAGCACAU
Messenger RNA from Syngnathus typhle (broad-nosed pipefish), 1261 nucleotides. Its product is annotated as stimulated by retinoic acid gene 6 protein-like. NCBI's taxonomy places the organism in Eukaryota, Metazoa, Chordata, Actinopteri, Syngnathiformes, Syngnathidae. The transcript has 4 exons. Gene Ontology annotation, molecular function: signaling receptor activity; retinol transmembrane transporter activity. The coding region runs from base 65 to 718 and encodes 217 amino acids. Gene Ontology annotation, biological process: vitamin A import into cell. The record is from RefSeq and is a predicted model, not a curated record. Gene Ontology annotation, cellular component: plasma membrane.